Messenger RNA from Zingiber officinale, 1317 nucleotides. RefSeq names its product grpE protein homolog 2, mitochondrial-like. Bases 96 to 1070 code for a protein of 324 amino acids. NCBI's taxonomy places the organism in Eukaryota, Viridiplantae, Streptophyta, Magnoliopsida, Zingiberales, Zingiberaceae. Gene Ontology annotation, biological process: protein folding; protein import into mitochondrial matrix. The transcript is spliced from 5 exons. Gene Ontology annotation, cellular component: PAM complex, Tim23 associated import motor. The record is from RefSeq and is a predicted model, not a curated record. Gene Ontology annotation, molecular function: adenyl-nucleotide exchange factor activity; protein-folding chaperone binding; protein homodimerization activity.
UAUCCUUUUACACGACGCUCUGGUUUCUUCUACUCGAAUCCCUCGUUUGCUCUUUCGCCACCACUGCUUUUUGUUGUCUCGAUUGAUCGAAGACGAUGGCUGCUAGGGUUUUGUCUCGGAUGGCAAGUAGGAGAAUUGCCAACUGCUUGCUAUCAGCCUCUUCUUCUCGUCAGCUUCCGGUCGGCAACGGCUUCCAAUCCUUUGAGCAGCCCGCUUUUGCGAGCACUUUGAUCAGAUGCUCCACUUCCCACAUGCACCAGUCAUUAAGACAUCCAUCUUUACUAUCUGCUAUUUCUCAACGUUUUGUGUUUACAUCUUCCUCGUCACCUGAGCCUGAAAAGGAGGCAAACCAAUCUGAUGUAAGUAACACUGAGUCUGACAACAAAAGUGGUGACGCUACUAGUUCCGAGAAGUCACAUGAAGCUGAUGUUAAUUUGGAAUCUAAAGGCUCCAACUCUCAGUCUGAUAAAAGAAAGACUACAAAAAGAACUGAAUUUUCUGAUUCAGAGGAAGAGAAAGACCUAUCGUUUGAUGAUCUAGUCAAUCUUGUAGCAGAGAAGGAAGAAUUACUGAAAUUGAAACAAAAGGAGAUUGAAAAAAUGCAAGAUAAAGUUCUUCGUAGUUAUGCUGAAAUGGAAAAUGUUAUUGACAGGACAAAGCGUGAGGCAGAAAACUCAAAAAAGUUCGCAAUACAGAGUUUUGCUAAGGGCCUACUAGAUGUUGCUGACAAUCUUGAAAGAGCUUCAUCUGUUGGCAAGGAUAGCUUCUCGAAGAUAGAUGAAUCCAAAGAUUCCAUUGGAGCUGUACCACUCAUAAAGACCUUGCUCGAGGGUGUUGAAAUGACGAAUAAACAACUUGCAGAGGUGUUCAGGAAAUAUGGAGUGGAGAAGUUUAAUCCUUUGAACGAACAGUUUGAUCCACACAGGCAUCUUGCAGUUUUCCAGUUACCAGAUUCUUCCAAACAACCUGGCACAGUUGCUGUGGUUGUGAAGUCUGGCUAUAUGCUACAUGAUCGAGUUAUUCGUCCAGCCGAAGUUGGUGUAACUCAAGCUGCUGAGAAGACGGACUAAAAUUCUGGCGAAUGAGAAGCAAGUGUUUUGUUGUGUUCAAUGUUAGUCUGGAAGCUUGAAUGCCUACAAGCAAUGAGAAUGUAUUAGUUGAUCUUUAUCGACCUCAGAUCAUUUUUGCCUGACCUCAAAAUUAGUUCUUGGUUGUUAUUUGUUUUGGGUAAAACUGAACUGGAAUGACUUCAAGCGGCCAUCAGGCUUAGUUAUAGUUUCAAUUCAUUUAUAAAUGAGGUUGAUAUUUCACUCUUAA